GUCUUGACUCAUUUCCAGUGCGGCUCUCAAAACUAUCUGAUUUUUGUGAGCACAAUCGAAAAAGUCAGCAAGGUUUUUCAACUGCUCCUGAUAAGAUGGAGCUUUUAAAAUUGGAGUAAGGGCCUUUCUUUUAGAAAGUAUAGUAUUCAAAACUUUCUCGUUUACGUUCAAUCGCAUGUCUUUGGGAACCACCGACUGCUCAGAAUCGGGAAUCUGGGAACCCGUAACUGUUUGCUUCAAAAAAGCAGUCGCCAGUGGUGGAUCCUGAGUGCAAGCAAUGAACAUAAUUGUACUCGCCCGAGGGUUCGUCGACUUACAGAGGAGUCCUACAGCACGUUCCUGGGCAGGACAGAGAGAGUGCGGCAACUCCGUUUUCUCUUGAUGAUGCAAUGUAGAUAUCAGUUCACGAGUAACAGUACCCUUCAAGGUUGAUGCAGUUUUACCGGUUCCUGGCUCGCCGAGUGCAUCCGCAUAGUCCUGAAGCCAAGAGGAAAGGUCUAUAUGGUAAACGGUAGAUUCAUUGGCAACGAGGAUAGUGGAUUCAAAACUAUCAGUACAUAAACUCCACGAACUACUUUGCGGUAGCUGUAGUUGUUCAUGAAGGAAAAGACUGAAGAAAGACCUUCCGAAAGGGUUUUUUCAUUGUAAUCAAAUUCUCCACCUGUAACUCGCAUGUUCAUCGGGCACCGCUACGACAAAACAGAUCGCAUUACUGGCGGAGAGGACCGCGAAAACAGAGAAGAGCUGAAAGGAUACGCAAUCUCCACAAGAAAUAAAGGAUUACCAUCAAAAACCUACAUCACUCAUAGGAUGAUCAACGAGUCUGAGAUCGACUGGAUCGCAUGGCAAAUUCGACGGAGGAAUAAGAGGACGAGUCAAAGCAGGCGUGGUUGUGUUGAUAUUUAUCACUGUAGAAUACAUUUCGCCCUCAGAAUCAAUAGCAAUCACAACUGGAGCUUCAUCAGGUUCGACUAUGCAGUCAAAAGAAACUAUCGAUUUGAAGAAACCAUAGCUAUUAGAACCAUAUCCAUCACAUGUACGAUCACUUGCGCACAUAAACGAAGCAUAAUCUAUCGUUGCAAAUGGUAUAUCGCAUAUAUUAUCAGCUUGAUAUAUCCUUAUGCGAUUAUCACUGAAGAGAACUGCCAGCAAGUGCACGGAUGAACUCAUGGAAUCCAUCAGAAUCCACCUGAGUCGGAGUACUUUGGGCGGCCUUGGUGAAUCAAAAAGGGUCGGGUGCACUUCUUGAACUUCGCAAAUAUAUUGAUUAUAGGGAACGUUGCCAUCUGCUUUUGA
This is a messenger RNA of Haemonchus placei, 1296 nucleotides long. NCBI's taxonomy places the organism in Eukaryota, Metazoa, Nematoda, Chromadorea, Rhabditida, Trichostrongylidae. The record is from the annotation of a GenBank genome assembly.